AUGGCUUCAACUGCAACUAUUUCUCAAACUCUCAAGUUCGAAACAGAUGUGGAGCCUGCCGCACGAAAGCUAUGCGGAAUAACAUACCUGGAGCAAACGACUUCAGCCAAAGAUCUAACUGCCAUCGCUUCAAACUGUGGUGGUAGAAACGGUUCGAUGCUUAGAAAUGCGAACGCUACAUCGUUGAAUGCGGACCCACUCCUCGAGCAAAUUGAGCGGAAUCGCAAAAUCAUAGAGCAGCUUUCUCCAGUGCUCAAAUACAAGGAAAUGAUGCGGAAACGUCGAGCUCGAACUGCUCCUCGGCGGAAGUUUUCGAUCGCUCAAGGAUAUCCUCGUAUAAAUCGCUGGAAGGCCGUAGCUCAGUCCAAAAGCAUG
Molecule: messenger RNA, 375 nt
Organism: Strongylus vulgaris
Lineage: Eukaryota; Metazoa; Nematoda; Chromadorea; Rhabditida; Strongylidae
Source: the annotation of a GenBank genome assembly